Procambarus clarkii (red swamp crayfish) is the source of this 3245-nucleotide messenger RNA. The record is from RefSeq and is a predicted model, not a curated record. NCBI's taxonomy places the organism in Eukaryota, Metazoa, Arthropoda, Malacostraca, Decapoda, Cambaridae.
UCGAAGCCCAACUCGAUUGCCUCUUACAUGGAGCGGGGCUUGGGGAACAUCUUCAACUUGCUAUCGGCCAUCAACGCCGCCUGUAACUUCGUGCUGUACUGCGCCAUGAGCGACAAGUACCGCCGUACCUUCCUGCGGACCUUCUGCUCGCGCUGGUACCGGCAGCCGUCGCCGCUACACUCCUGGAUGGCCACCGCUUACAGCAACGUGGAGGAUGGGAGUCCUCGCUUCUCCAGGAUGUCCUCUAUGAGGAUGUCGCGACGGUCCUCCCAUAGGAGUAGCGGGUCGGGGAGCCCUCGGGGGAGCCCUACCCAAGGUCGGGGUCAGAGCUUGGGCAGGCCCGGGCACUUCCUGACGGUGCCCAGUCCUUCCCGCAACCCUUCUCCCACUCUCGUGACGCCCAACAAGGUCGUCCUCCACCCCGCCCCUGACGAAGUCUCGCGUCCUCUCCUUAGAAAGACAAACUCGGGGAACAGCAGUAACCCGAGUGUGAGCAGCUCAACCACCGCUGCUUCGCUCCUCAACGGCUGCCCCAACACACAGACCAAUCCAUCUUCGUCAGCCCCGCCACCAGGAGCCGUUCGUCGCUUCGCUCGAAGGCUGUCCAAGCUGUUGACUCGACGCAACACCACCAACUCCCAGUUAGCGGGCAGAAACAUCGUCAUCACCUGCCAGCAGCCCUCGAUGGACGAGCAGACUGCCCUCUGAGCUGUUACAUAGACUUAUGAGUGUGCUGUAUAUUUGCGUAUAGGCGGCAGGUUUGGUGGCGAUGUGGAAACAACAACAAUGGAGUACUUGUCUUGCCUCGUGCGGCGCGGGGGCGCACAGAAGCGCCCGCGCGCUGUGUGAUUACUGUAAUAUAAUCUUGCAGGUGACGGCCGUACAGUGUAUAAAUUUGUUGCUGUGCGUAUAAACAUAUUGCAGCAGUAUACAGUGAACAUUUAGGACUCCGACAGAAAGCCUGUAUAUUUUUAGUAUUAUUUUUGCAGAUACAGUCUACUAAUGGAAUCCUGUCAAUGUAUAUAUAAUGUUUGCAUUACUUAAACAUUUCAUAUUCAUACAUAUAUCCUCCUCCAAUGUACAUUUAUACUGGAAUCUGAGACAAUAAGAUGUUUAACAUACAUUGUAUGUUAUCAACUCUUCAGAGAGCAAGAGGAUGCUACGCUGUGUGUUUACAGACGUUUAAUUGGGAUCAAACUGUAUAAUUCUAUAUAAACCAGCAGUGUGAUACCACACAAGUAGCUGGCUAGUGUUGGUGUCAAGAGACUGUGAUCAACACUGUCAGACUACAAUGGACGAAUCGUAAACCUAUUUUUAUAUAUUUUGAAUGUUUUAGUCGGUACUUAAGUUAAUAUUGUAUGUUAUAAACUUGUACGAAUAAUCGACUGUAUAUUGUACUUUUUAUUUUUUAAACAGAGUGGGAUCCAAAGUGAGUACUUUGGUGUUUCCUUGAGUGUGUGUCGCGAGCGUUCGAACCUUUGAGUCGUGGGCUUCAUCGCACGCAAGCACAAAGGGGUUUGUGUGUGUGUCUGUGCGUUUCAUUCACGAAUUAUUUUUUCAGUAUUUACUCUAUGAGAGAGUAUUAGGAAGUUAAUAAGACGGGUUUUCAAGUCUACACUGUCAGAUCACGAGUUAUUAGUUCUAAAGUGGUGAAUGGCUGGAUUCCACGUAACUUGAAGCAGCCACUGUUGGUUCACGGUGACGACUCGGUAGUGAAGCAGCCACUAUUGGUUCAUAGUGGUGCUUCAACUGCACCACACCUGCAUUUAAACGCUGCCCGUCUUCAUAAACUAUGGCGAAAUACUCGUUAAUACAACCGCCAAACUCCAUGUUUUUUAAUUAAAAAAAAAGUUUAGACAUGACUGGCAACUGAGUAUGUUCGAACUUGUCUCGAACAGUGUUUUUUAUCUCAAUGUUUUCGAAUCGUACCUCCUGGAAAUGCUUCACCCACGCACUACAAAUAUACAAAAUUGCUAAUAUAAUAAAAAGCACCUAGCCUUAACCAUAUACAAAAUUAUAAUGAAUAUUAAUAUGAAUUUACAUACGAAAAUAUCGUCUUUGGUUACAUAGUAAGUUAAUAUUUACGACUGCACCUUGAGGAGGAGUUUUAAAGCCUUGACGACCAUUGCCUGAGAUGGGUGGGAGUCUUGUGCUUGUGAACUGAAAUUCUUGGCGAUUGUGUCGUGUUCUGCCUUACCUGGUUGCUGCGUCGACCUUUAUACACGUCCAGCUGUUACUGAUUGUGCCACGUGACUGAAUAGACAAUAGCCUACGUGUUUAGGGGCCAGUGAAUACUGAGAGAUUGUGAAGGGUGUUGUGAACUUGAGCUGAAGAAAACGUUACUUGCGCGUUGCAUUUGUAAGAGAAAACGUUUGAGGGAGGACACGCGUGGAUUCGCCACAAGGUAAUUAUAGCAUUUAUGACAAUUGUGAAUAGGGAAAUAGUGCAGGAAUGAUAUAUUUUCGAUAAAUUUGUGUUUUUAUUUUGUGCGAUGUUCAUUAGUCUUCAACCAAUGGGUUUUUAUUUACACAUGUACAUGUCAACAUUAUUGCGAGCAGAUAAUCAUCCAUUCAUCUCACCAGGGUAAUAUAUCAAUGUUGUAAUGAAUAGUGAUGUAUCUGUAUAGGACAGCGGUAACCAGUGGGUCUUGUUGUACAUUAGUGAUUCUUUAAUCCGAGUGGCACACUCGGGUUAAAGAAUUGGCGGAGGUGCAGAAAACUUUAUUAAGAAUUUCCAAUGAGGCCGACCAUAGUUCACAGGGGGCUGGCUCCUUUUGAAGGGGAAGUUGGGCUGUUGGUCUCCAACCAUAGCAUUACGUUGCUCAAGUAUUGUGUUAUAGUGUCUUAUCUAUAUCUUUUCAUAUUAUUUGAUUAAUGUAUCAUAUCGUAAUUAAUUUUAGUUUCUGUCCUGUGUAACUUUUUUUUUUAUUACGUAGCCUACCAUGUGAUGGUGUUGGUUUGCAUUGGUUUCUACAUGGGGCAUUGAUUCUUAAAUAAUUAUUAGGCCUCCAAGUAGAUUAUAUAUAUAUAUGAAGUUGAUGUUCUUGCACAAGUUAUUAAAACCGAAAGAGGUGGAAAGACGGGAAUCUUCUCUGUGGCUCUUCUUGACAAGUUUAGACAAUUAAUUCUCAAGUUAAUAUUACACCACCAGUCCUGAGCCUGGCAUAUGUUGCCAAAUUCAAUUUAACAUCCUCAGGGGCAGAGGGAAAAAUUAAAACAAAGUUCAUUAAAGCAAAUGUGUGUAUA